Neodiprion fabricii is the source of this 5214-nucleotide messenger RNA. It is a transcript of the gene Dark, whose product is annotated as apoptotic protease-activating factor 1. Gene Ontology annotation, biological process: regulation of apoptotic process. Gene Ontology annotation, molecular function: protein binding; ADP binding. Lineage: Eukaryota; Metazoa; Arthropoda; Insecta; Hymenoptera; Diprionidae. The transcript has 14 exons. Bases 280 to 4500 code for a protein of 1406 amino acids. The record is from RefSeq and is a predicted model, not a curated record.
UAUUCAGUUGCGGACGGACCGUCACAAGCGUUGCACGUAAGUGAGGGCAUCGACUGUGUAAACAAAGUUGAGUGAAACUCGUGUUUUGAAAUGCGCGAAGUGCAGAGAGGGUGAAAGAAUCGCUGCGCGUGCGAUUAAAAGUAUAAAAAAUAAUAAUGAAUUUACCACGAACUUCAUCGGCAGGCGGCAUAUUUUAUUACUUUAGCUGAGCAUUAUCUGACGCGACCUCCUGUUCGACGCCAACGCUCAGAGAGGCUCCCUUAGGAGUCUGUCCUGAGAAUGGAAGAGAAACAUCGGAAUAUCCUACUCCAAGUGCAACCAGCGAUCGUCCGUGAUCUCGACUAUCAGAAUGUCCUUGACACGCUGGUUGCAGAGAACAUCAUCACCUUGGCAUCCAAUGAAGAGAUUCUUAAUGCAGGAAAUCGAGAGUUGCAAAUCCGGAAGCUGCUAUCUCACCUACCGGGACGCGGUCCGAAGGCUUAUUCCAUAUUUAAAGAAGCUAUGCGACUAAAUUAUGAUUGGAUCAGCAAAGAAAUGGAUGAGCUCGAAGAGAAUUUUGACAGUGUAGAUUCAUUAGAUGCUCCCGUAGGACAAAACGUCCCACACCCGCAUCUUCCUGCAAUUCCAUCGCUAAAUGUGUCAAGGACAAGAAAGAUGGAACAGUUGCGCAAAGGGCUGGAAGAGUUGAAACCAAGUAAUUACCUGGCUCUCCAUGCGCUGCCAGGAUAUGGUAAAUCAACUUUGGUCAGUGAAACUUUACAGGACGAUGAUCUUGCUACUGAUUUAUUCCAGAAGGAAAUGUACUGGAUUAAAUUUGGAUCGGAACAAUCAGUCGCAGAGAACAUACUCACUCAGUUGAACAUGCUUUUUCACCGAGUGAGAAAUCUGGAUCUGUUGACAGAACCGACUAGUGAAGACUCUCUCAAAUAUUUUCUGAGGCACCAUUUUUCCAAACAUAAUCAUGCCCUGUUAAUACUGGACGAUGUUAAUCGGCGCGAAAUUAUCGAAGCAUUUGAUUUUGGAUGCAAGACUCUUGUCUUGACAACUGACACAGACAUACUGAGAGGAAAAAAAUGCGAUAUCAUUGAGAUGAACGAGGGCUUCACCCCGAAAGAAUCGCUUGCCUUGUUUGCCAAAGCUAUCGGUGUCGAUGCCUCGGAGCUGCCCAAACAGGCUCGCCAGAUACACGAGGAAUGCAAGGGAAUGCCUCUUAUGAUCGCGAUGUUUUCAGCCCAAUUUGAAGAUGUCAAAGAGAGUCUUAUCGAAGGUGAUAAAAGGGCUGACACGUGGUCUUACUACCUCGAUGCAUUGAAGAAGAAGAAAUCUGCCGUUUUGCAAGAGAGUCUCGACAAGUUGAAAGCGAUAUUCGAAAUGUGCAUAAAUAAGCUUUCCAAAGACGAAAUACAUUACUAUGAAAUGUUUGCUAUAUUCCCUGAAGACGUGAACAUCACAACAAAGACAUUGUCAAUAUUUUGGGAUCUGGAUCCACCAGAAGUCGAUUUGAUAAUGUCUAAAUUUUGCAAAAAAUCAAUGGCCGUGAGACAGUGGCAUGUACAUCUAAAAACAUAUAUAUACGGUGUUCACGACUUGGUGCUGCGUCACCUUCGAGACAAAUUGACAGCAGAAUCCUUAAUAAAUCUCCAUAAGACUUAUGUGAAUAAAAAUUUUGAGGCAUGCAACGGGAAAUUGUCAAAUCUCCCAAAGGACAAUUACAUCUAUUCUUAUAUUGGACACCAUAUGGAAGAGGGAGAGUUACUAAAAAAAUUUCCGGAAGUUUAUCUUAAUUUUAAAUUCAUCGAGGCAAAAAUCUACCAUAUCGGUCCUGGUGAUCUUCUAAUUGAUUUAAAAAAGUACAGAAAACACAUUACCCAGGAAUCUCCAGAGCUCUUGGAUAAGGUUACAGAUCUUGAGAAAUUCCUCGUACAACAGGCCUCAACCCUCGCCGAAUAUCGAAGACGGAACUGCCUUGACCUUGUUCAAGUGGCCCUGAAACACCCAUAUUCGGGCUUUGUCAGAGACAUGGCUGAGUCUCUGGCAAAUGAGCGACAGAGCAGCCUCUAUUUAAGCCAUUUGAAGAACAACAAUCAGAAUUUGAAUUCUCUGAGCGAUGAAUUAUACAUGCAGGUGCGAUCUGUCGCUUUUACUAACGAAGCUAGUGUGAUCCUCAUAGGAAAUGACAUGGGAGAAGUUGUGUUGUGGAACUGCCACGACGGGCACCACGUUGUUUUUUAUGGGAACAAUAGGGAUUAUUCCAUCCGAAAGAUUAUCACUCCGAGGAACGGAGAGUACUUUGUCUCUAUUAGCGAAGACGGUACAGCAAAGUUAUUCGAUCUCAGCAAACAACGAGAGUUUUACAUGAAAACUCUCAAUCCUCGAACCAGGCAGAAGGACUGGAAAACAAUGUACGAAAACGAUAUCCACCAGGAUCACAGUAAAUUUACUUUCGCAGUCAAGGAUCAGAAAAUUAUGGAUAUUUCUAUUUGCUCAAGUAGCCAGAAAAUUGCUGCCUGUACCAAGAAUGGGAACAUCAUGGUAUGGAAGUGGACCGGCGAAGUUUUGAUUGAUCAAAUUUCAAUGGCAGGCAAUUCAACGUUAAACUGCAUUGUGUUCACGAUAUCCAGUACGAAACUUCAUACAGUCAACCUAGAAACAGGAGCUUUGACUAUGUAUGACGCUACGCACGGCAAUUACGUGACACAAUGUACCCUCUCCUCUGAGAUGGUAAAAGUGAUAUCACUCCUCUCUGUUCCGGGGGUUGCCAAUAUUAUGAUUGGCUUGUUGGAUAAAAAAUUAUUUUCCGUCACCUGGAAACUUGACGAAAUCACAGGCUAUCCGACAUAUAACGAAUUUGCCGAACUUGCCGAUGAAUCGGUGACAUAUACUUGCGCAGCGUUGACUCAAGAUGGCCGGUACGUCAUCACUGCGGACACUGGCUGCUCCGUUACUGUUCACAGUCUUCGAAACGGAUAUAAAACAAUAAAAACGUACAAGAAAUGUGUUACUAGCCUUGAUACUCAGUGGCUAGAGAAUGAACGCUGUCACAUGAUCUGUGCCGGCAGUCGUGAUACACUUGUGCCAAUGGUCCACAGGUGGAGAUUUGACCCUACGGAGAAUCCUGUUUCUCAAAGACUGCCCCUGUUUGACGCAAUUGUCGAAUCAGUUGAGAAAAAUAUUAUUGCUGUAGCGACAUCCAAUAGAACAGUGCAGAUUAUUCAAAAUGACAAUGUUAUCGCCGAGGCACCAUCGGUUAACGCGAAGAUAACUAAUAUAAUGUUUUUUGAAGACAAAAAUCGAGUCGCUUAUGCGACUGAAGGGGGUCAAAUAUUCUUGUUUGACUUAAAACACAAACAUUGUGAUCAAAUAUUGCAAUUGUCGUAUUCCGUGAGAUUUAUGACUAUACUCGGAAUCGAGGAGAAAAAUGUAAUCGUGUGCAAUAAUGGACCCGCGGAUUUGCAGAUCUGGGAGGGUCCUGAGGAUAACCAAUUAAUUGAAAAUAGCGGAUCUGUGAUAUUUUCCAAAUAUUUAAAAAACGUGAAACACGUGUUAACCGUAGCCAACGAAGUUGCAAAACUAUGGGACCGGAAAUGGCGGCUUCGAGUUAAGUACGUGCCGACAAAGAUGCGUAAAGUGAGCUGCUGCUCUCUCAGCGACGAGGAGAAUUAUUUAGCACUAGCCAACGCCUCGGGAUGUCUCACUAUUUGCAAACUGGUGCCUAAGAAAGUUGGUAACACUAUAGCGUUUCAAGAAAAUACCGUCCAAAAUUUGCCUGAUGAAAUAACAGCCUGUAAUUUUUCACCCAACGGAACUUUACUCGCUGUCGGAAUGAAAAGGGGUAAAAUUAUGAUAAUUGAUGGAAAAUCUAGUAAGGAGAUACAACUAUUAGAUCUCCAUCGUCGAGCUGUAAAACAGCUAUAUUGGGGACCUUCGAGCCUCAACGAACAGAUUCUUCUCUCUUUGAGCAACGAGAUGGCCUGGUGGAACAUAUCUCGAAUUGGUGAAAGCUCGUCGCAGAAUAAUAUAGCAGGUUCUAAUCGACAAAUUAGUCAAAGCUACACAGACCUGACGGUUUCGUCUAAUUUGAAUGUAACCACUGAUCCCAAUUUACCUCGCGAGCCUUUGAAGAAUAGCCAAAGUUUUCAAUUCAGUAGCGUUAUACAAGAAUCUGAAAAUAAAUCCUUGAACAACAACCAUGAUGAUGCUACUGAAGAGGUAUCAAAUUCAACUGGCAGUGCGGUUUCAGCUUAUUCGUCGGAACAGGACACAAAUGAGAUUAACGGCAAUGGUCACAACUCUCCUUCCUUCUGUUGGUCUGAUAAACGGCCAAAAGAUUUCGAUACACCCGGUUUGUUGAGCGUUAUUAAACUUGACGGUAAUUUAGCGACUAAUGUAUGCAUUUCAAAAAACUUUAAAAGGUUCAUUACCAUUGAUGGCGAAGGCUCAAUUUAUAACCUGGCUGUUAUUGAAAAAAACGGAAUGAAUAAACAUGUCACCAUUUCAUAACAAUCGAUGACAACUGCCGUUAACAACGGUGGGCAUCGGUUGAAACCAAUUUUAUUGUAUUUAGUUCACAAUAUCGCAUCCCAUUUCCUCAGAUUUAUAAUACUUGGUAUAAAAUCACCGCUUCUGAGGUAACGGUGUGAUUACUAUAAUUUUUUUUAAUCAUUGAAAUCUUUUUUCUAAUCUCUAGCAGUUUUAUACAAAAAAAAAAAAAUUAUUCAAAAAUACACAGCAUCAUUCAUUUCUAGUUUUCUCAUUAAAACUAAAACAGAGAAAGAAAGAAAAGAGUCUUACUAUUUUCAAUAAUCUCUUCAAUCUUAAUCACAAAUUACUUUUUACCACUGCCGAUACGUAUUUCGAACAGUCAGAUUCAGUUUAUUUUUUUCUCCCAAUUUUUUUUCAUGAACAAAUUACAUUAGCCAUUGAUUUAUGUAUAUAAUACUGUAUUACCUCAUUGUAUGGUGCAUUUAUUUUAUUCUUAGUACUUUUGAUAUAAAGUUUUCCUUUGGAAACUCUAUUUGUACACAUUCUAAUCAAUCCUUUUUGGAUAAUGUAUACUUUUUACUUGUAUUUUACACUUGAUUUUGAAUAAUUUUUUUACUGCUCUUGUCUAGGGUAAGAUUAUUAAAAGUAAAUGAAACAAAAAGAAAAACAUUGUGAUAUAUACAUAUAUAUGUAUAUACAGAUACGCAUACAUAUAUAAAUAUGUAUAAUAUA